AUGGCAUUAGAAAUAGAUAUAGAUAAUGUAAUAUCUAAACUAAUAGAAGUUAGAGGAACAAGACCAGGGAAAAAUGUAAAUUUGACAGAAAAUGAAAUCAAAAUUUUAUGUUUAUCGAGUAGAGAAAUUUUUUUAAAUCAACCAAUAUUAUUAGAAUUAGAAGCUCCGAUAAAAAUAUGUGGAGAUAUUCAUGGACAGUUUUAUGAUUUGUUAAGAUUAUUUGAAUAUGGUGGUUUUCCUCCGGAUGCAAAUUAUUUAUUUUUAGGUGACUAUGUCGAUAGAGGAAAACAAAGUUUAGAAACAAUCUGUCUAUUAUUAGCAUAUAAAAUAAAAUAUCCUGAAAAUUUUUUCUUAUUAAGGGGGAAUCAUGAAUGUGCAUCUAUAAAUCGAAUUUACGGUUUUUAUGAUGAAUGCAAAAGAAGAUAUAGUGUUAAACUAUGGAAAACUUUUAUAGACUGCUUUAAUUGUUUGCCAGUAGCUGCUAUAAUAGAUGAAAAAAUUUUUUGUAUGCAUGGUGGGUUAUCACCAGAAUUAAACAAUAUGGAGCAAAUUCGAAAAAUAACAAGACCUACAGAUGUACCAGAUAAUGGCUUAUUGUGUGACUUAUUAUGGUCAGAUCCCGAAAAGGAAAUAAAUGGAUGGGGGGAAAAUGACAGAGGUGUUUCAUUUACUUUUGGACAAGAUGUAGUACAUAAUUUUUUAAGAAAACAUGAACUUGAUCUUAUAUGCAGAGCACACCAAGUUGUUGAGGAUGGUUAUGAAUUUUUUGCGAAAAGACAAUUAGUUACUUUAUUUUCGGCUCCAAAUUAUUGUGGAGAGUUUGAUAAUGCAGGGGCUAUGAUGAGUGUUGAUGAAACAUUAAUGUGUUCAUUUCAAAUUUUAAAGCCAGUUGAAAAAAAAAAAAUAACGACAUAA
This is a messenger RNA of Plasmodium berghei ANKA, 915 nucleotides long. Its product is annotated as serine/threonine protein phosphatase PP1. Gene Ontology annotation, molecular function: protein serine/threonine phosphatase activity. NCBI's taxonomy places the organism in Eukaryota, Apicomplexa, Aconoidasida, Haemosporida, Plasmodiidae. The coding region runs from base 1 to 915 and encodes 304 amino acids. Gene Ontology annotation, cellular component: cytoplasm; nucleus. The record is from RefSeq and is a predicted model, not a curated record. The transcript has 3 exons.